This is a messenger RNA of Postia placenta MAD-698-R-SB12, 2667 nucleotides long. Its product is annotated as glycosyltransferase family 39 protein. NCBI's taxonomy places the organism in Eukaryota, Fungi, Basidiomycota, Agaricomycetes, Polyporales, Adustoporiaceae. The record is from RefSeq and is a predicted model, not a curated record. Gene Ontology annotation, biological process: protein O-linked glycosylation via mannose. Gene Ontology annotation, molecular function: dolichyl-phosphate-mannose-protein mannosyltransferase activity. The transcript is spliced from 12 exons. The coding region runs from base 102 to 2552 and encodes 816 amino acids. Gene Ontology annotation, cellular component: membrane; endoplasmic reticulum.
CAGCACCUGCCCGUCAAUUGUACACCUGAGACUUGUAAUUUACCUUCACGACUAGGCUCCCGGAAGCCAUCAGCCAGGUUACCACAACAUCGGCGUAACAUAUGAGGCCGCCCGCAGUCAGUCUUCACAUUGGCACACCACCCGAAGGUUCGCCUCGCACCUCAUCCGAAUUUGAAGAGAUCCAGUACCCUGCAACGGACCGCUCGAGCUGGGCUUCGACUCCUCGUCCAGAGGAGGAACUGCCAUUGCACUACAUGACCGAAGACACAGCUCGCCGGAGGACACCACGCGGACCCAGCAGUAUCAACGGGAGCAUCGGACACCUCAAUCUCUCAGAGAAGGAAUACGAGGCGUAUGAUGAUGGAGGAAAGGACGUGUACUCAAAAAUGAAAGAUAUGAAGAGUCCGCUGGGGAGUGGCAAAAUAAGGCGUCCUCCGCCCCCGCCCCCAACAUCCGUGGGAGAGUUCUUCCAACAGAAUCUUGAACACAUACCUCCUAUCAUCUAUACGCUGUUGUCAUGUUGGACAAGAUUCUACAAAAUCGGGCAUUCUAACCUCGUCGUAUGGGAUGAGGCCCACUUCGGCAAGUUUGGGUCGUUCUACCUGAAACGCCAGUUCUAUUUCGAUGUCCACCCUCCUCUCGGCAAGAUGCUCGUUGGGCUUGCUGGACUCCUCUCAGGCUAUGACGGUCACUUCGACUUCGCCAGUGGUGCGGUCUACAACGACACUGUCCCGUACGUGGCCAUGCGGGUCAUGAUGGCGACGUUUGGAGUUGCCAUGGUUCCAUUAGGUUGGUAUACAGCCGUGGAGCUAGGUAUGAGUUGGCGGGCAUGCCAUUUGGUUGCCUUGAUGGUCCUUUGCGAUGUCGCCUGGUUGUGCAUAUCGCGGUUUAUUCUGCUGGACUCAAUGCUCCUGUUCUUCACGUUCACUACUGUCUUUUGUCUUACGAAAUUCCAUAAUCAGCAAUACCAAUCUUUCUCUUUUGACUGGUGGCUAUGGUUGUCCUUGACAGGUGUAUCCAUUGGCUGCGUCACCAGUAUCAAAUGGGUCGGACUCUUUGUGACCGCAUUAGUUGGAUUAUAUACGAUCGAAGAUCUCUGGGAGAAAUUUGGCGACACACGGAUGUCUUUGCGAGAUCAAGCAAGGCAUUGGGGUGCACGGAUUGCAUGCCUUAUUAUUCUCCCGACAAUCCUUUACAUGAGUUUCUUCAAGGUCCACUUCAUGAUCUUGAACCACUCGGGACCAGAUGAUGCGAAGAUGAGUUCUCUAUUCCAAGCAAAUCUUGUUGGCAACACACUGUAUCAAAAUCCUUUGGAGGUCGCCUUUGGCUCAAAGGUUACCCUGAAGAAUAUGGGAUGGGCCGGUGGUCUUUUGCAUUCCCAUGUGCAGACCUACCCUGUCGGAUCUAACCAGCAACAAGUGACGUGCUAUCAUUAUAAGGAUGAGAACAACGACUGGAUUAUCCUACCCCGCUGGGACGAGCCUGAGUACGACGCCGAUGGUCCAAUUCGGUUCCUCUCCGACGGCGAUGUCGUCCGGUUUAGCCAUGUGCCGACCAAACGCAACCUCCACUCACACCCUGUCACUGCGCCUGUUUCCAAACUCAACUGGGAGGUCUCUGGGUACGGUGAUGGGAAGAUCGGCGACUUGCAUGAUUACUGGGUUGUCGAGGUGGUUGAUGACCUUCAGCGCGGCUCGAAGAGUCAUGUGGACAAGAUCCACUCCCUCACAACUCGUUUGCGAUUCAAACAUCAGGCACUUGGGUGCUACCUACGCGCGGGCAACGAAAUUCUACCGCAAUGGGGCUUCAAGCAGAUUGAGGUCAGCUGUGACAAAGAAAACAACGCCAACGAUAUUCAUACAUACUGGAACGUCGAAACUCAUAUCAACGAGCGAUUGCCCGCGGGCGACCACAAGUUGUACAGCACGUCGUUCUUGCGGGACUUCUGGCAUCUCAACGUUGCCAUGAUGACGACGAAUAAUGCGCUUGUUCCAGACCCUGACAAGGAGGAUAUUCUUGCAUCGAAGCCAUUCGACUGGCCUUGGCUACGCCUUGGGUUGCGAAUGUGCGGGUGGGGAGCGAGCCAAGCCAAGUACUAUCUUCUUGGCACGCCCACGAUCUGGUGGGGUGGCACACUUAGUCUCUACGUUGCCGCACUGGCGUUCGCUGUAUACCUGCUCCGUAUGCAGCGCAAGUACGUUGACAUGGAUGCCAGAGAGUGGGAUCAUUUCCUCUAUGUAGGCAAGGUCGCUAUGCUUGGAUGGUUGUUACAUUUUGUGCCGUUCUUGAUAAUGGGCCGUGUGACCUACAUCCACCACUAUCUGCCUACGCUCUACUUCUCCGUACUGAUGGCAGCUCAUAUGCUUGACCACUUCGUGUUCACCUCGCGGCGCUUGACCGAACGAACAAAAUGGAUUGUGUUCGGCGUGACAACGUUCGCGGUCGUAGGCGUAUUCUGGUGGUUCAAGGGUGCUGCGUUUGGUAUCGAUGGUCCGAUCAGCAACCACUGGGGUCUUAAAUGGCUCUCGACGUGGAAUAUCUAUGAAGAGUAAUACCAUUAUUACUCUCGGCUUGCCUAUACUAUACCUUAUUUCCUCAUGGACGUUGUGCUGCGACCUUGUAGUAUUCCAGCAUACCACAAAAAAUGCUUAUUCCUUACGGUUCCUA